GUGUUCAGAAGUGUUUUACCCAAGACAUCAAUAAAAUUGAGCAAAAAGAAGUGAUUUUCAACCAAAAAUAAAGCAAAGAAAAUUGUGUAAAAGUUAAAAACAAAACGAAAAUUGUGUCAUUCAUUCAAAGUGAAAGAAAUUUCUCGAAGAAUUUCCGUGAAAAAACACAAACUUUCAGUAAAGAAAAAAAAAUUCAAUUUUAGGAUUUUGUGAAACGACGUAGACGAAGAAAAGAUAAAAAUCAUCAAGCAUCUUGAAGCGUCUUCCUUUUAUCGUUUUGUGAUAAGAACCAACUACGAAAAAAUAAAAAUCACUUGAUUCAAUUAAGUGCAUUUAUUUCUUCACGUUAAUUUCAUUUGAAAUCAAUCAAGAAACUGUGAAAACAACAAAAAAAAUUACCUAAAGGACAAUAAAUUGUGCAUUAGCUGUGAAAGAAUUUCCUAAGUUUAAGUUUAUUUUAAGUACAGAAAAAAAUAUUAGAAUCUAUAUUACGUAAAGAAAAAAAAAUAUUUUAAGAAGUUAGUGUUAAUUAUUUGUUGAAACAAGUAAGAAGUAGAAAAAUUUCUGUGAAACAACGAUCGGGUGUGCAUAGAAUGGCACCAAAUACUGAACAAUCAAGUGUUGCUAACGAUAUUGAGAAGAACAAUGUUGAAAGUAACAAUCAAUUAAAAGAUUGGGAAGCCCCGAAAGCACAAGGACUUUACGAUCCCCAGAAUGAACAUGAAGCCUGUGGCGUAGGUUUUAUCGUUGCUAUCGAUGGACGUAGGAAUCAUAAGAUUCUUCGCGAUGCCCAAACAUUAUCUGAACGUAUGAACCAUCGUGGCGCUUGUGCCUGUGAUAAUGACACUGGUGAUGGUGCCGGAGUACUUACAGCAAUUCCACAUGACUUGUAUUAUGAAGAAUUGUCAGCUAAAAAUAUUCAAUUGCCUGCAUGGGGCAAAUAUGCAACUGGUAUCUUUUAUUUGGACAAGAAUACACACAUGGAGGCGGAAAAGGAUUUCGAUACGUUGGCAGCGAGCCUCGGGAUAAGAAUCCUCCAUUGGCGCGAUGUACCGGUCAAUCAAGAGGCUAUCGGUCGCGUCGCUCGCAAAAGUGAGCCUUAUUCGCGCCAAGUUUUUUGCACCGUUGACGGUGACUUGUCCGAAGACGACUUGAUCCGCAAGAUUUUCGUGUUGCGUAAACGCGCGACUCACGAAUUGACAAAGGAAGGUCGUCGGUUCUACAUUUGUUCGUUGUCCAUCAAGACUAUCGUGUACAAAGGAUUGUUCACGUCUGAUCAAUUGUGGGCCUACUACACGGACUUGUUGAACCCGAAAUUCGAUACAUAUCUCGCCCUGGUACACACACGUUUCAGCACAAACACGUUCCCGUCGUGGGAACGUGCCCAUCCGUUGCGUGUGUUGGCGCACAACGGCGAAAUCAACACGUUGCGCGGCAAUGUCAACUUGAUGAAGGCCCGCGAAGGCGUCAUGAAAAGUGAGAUUUUCGGCAGUGACUUGAAGAAACUCUAUCCCGUGGUGGAGCCCAAUUUGUCGGAUUCCGGAUCGGCGGAUUGCGUAAUGGAGUUCUUGACGAUUGCAAGUGAACGUACGUUGCCAGAGUCCGUGAUGACGAUGGUGCCAGAGGCAUGGCAAAACGACAAGACCAUGCCGCAAGACAAGCGUGACUUUUACAACUUUGCUGCAUGUACGAUGGAGCCCUGGGAUGGUCCAGCAUUGAUUUCCUUCACGGAUGGACGUUACAUUGGAGCAAUUUUGGAUCGUAACGGCUUGCGUCCAUCUCGUUUCUACGUGACACGCGACAAUUUGCUCAUUAUGGCAUCCGAGGUAGGCGUUUACGACGUCGAUCCCAAGGACGUUAUUUUGAAGAGUCGCUUGAAGCCCGGCCGCAUGUUGCUGGUUGACACCGUCGAGAAAGCGAUGAUCCAAGAUGUCGAACUCAAGUCACGCAUUGCUCGUUCUCGUCCUCAUGGCGAAUGGCUCAAAGGACAGAUCAUGAUGGAAGACUUGCGUCACGCGGAUUUGCUUGCGAAGCAUUUGCCGUUGGCUGGUGUCCACGGCGAGGUGAUCAAGAGUCACAAACAAGGUAUUUUGGAUCCCAGACUUUCGUUGUUCGGUUACACAACGGAACACAUUCACAUGCUUUUACUUCCCAUGAUUAAGAACAAGAAGGAGGCAUUGGGCUCCAUGGGCAACGAUGCACCACUUGCUUGCUUGUCGCGUUUCCAACCGUUACCUUAUGAGUAUUUCAAGCAACUCUUUGCUCAAGUCACGAAUCCGCCAAUUGAUCCAUUCCGUGAAAAGGUCGUCAUGUCCUUGCAAUGCCCAAUUGGUCCGGAAGGAAAUUUGUUGCAACCGUCUGAAGCUCAAGUGCAUCGAAUCUGGUUGAAAAACCCCGUUCUCAGUAUCGCCGACACCGAAAUCAUUAAACGCACGCAACACCGUGGCUGGAAGACAAAAGUCAUCGAUAUCACAUUCCCCGUUUCCGAGGGCGUCGACGGCUACUUAGAGACCAUGGAUACCGUUUGCCGCGAAUCCGAGGAAGCUGCUCGUGCUGGUUGCCAGCUCCUCGUUUUAUCCGAUCGUGCAGCGGGACCCGAUCGUGCUCCCUUGUCUGCCUUGCUGGCUCUCGGCGCAGUCCACCAUCAUCUCAUCGAAGCACGUCAACGCAUGAAAAUCGGUCUCAUUGUCGAGACUGCCGAAUGCCGUGAGGUCCAUCAUGUUUGUGUGAUGCUCGGUUACGGUGCUGAUGCCAUUUGCCCCUACUUGGUCUUCGAGAUGGCGGCGUUCCUGCGUGACGAUGGCGUCCUCGAUGCCAAUCUCACGGACAACUCCAUCUACCAGGCGUACGCGACCGCAAUUGACACGGGCAUCUCCAAAGUCAUGGCCAAAAUGGGAAUCAGCACCUUGCAAUCGUACAAAAGUGCACAAAUUUUCGAGGCAGUCGGCUUGGGCAAGGAUGUCAUUGAUCGCUGUUUCAAGGGAACCGCAAGUCGUCUUGGUGGCGUUACGUUGCGCAUGCUAGCCGAAGAGGGAUUGGAACGGCAUUUCAUCACGUAUGGCUGCAAUCAUCGCGAUCAACGCAUUUUACGCAACAUCGGACAAUAUCACUGGCGUGCCGGCGGCGAAAAUCACUUGAACGAACCGGCAGCCAUUGCGGCGUUGCAGGAAGCUGCUGUGAACGAGAACAAAAAUGCGUUUGAACGAUUUGUCGAUAUCACGAUGCAAAGCGUUCGGGCAUGUACGUUGCGUGGUCAACUGGAAUUUGUGACAAAUCAAACGCCCAUCGACAUUUCCGAAGUCGAACCAGCGAGCGAAAUUGUCAAACGUUUCGCUACCGGUGCCAUGAGUUUCGGCAGUAUCUCUUUGGAGGCACAUUCCACGCUUGCCGUCAGUAUGAAUCGCAUGGGUGCCAAAAGCAACACUGGCGAAGGUGGUGAAAAUGCCGAUCGCUACUUGAAUCAAGACCCCGAAUUCAAUCGUCGUUCAGCCAUUAAACAAAUCGCAUCAGCCCGUUUCGGUGUAACGGCUGCCUACAUCGCCAAUGCCGACGAUUUGCAAAUUAAAAUGGCGCAAGGUGCCAAACCCGGUGAAGGUGGCGAGUUGCCAGGCUUCAAAGUGACAAAAGACAUUGCGGCAACGCGUCAUUCGGUGCCCGGUGUAGGUCUUAUCUCACCGCCUCCCCAUCACGACAUCUACAGUAUUGAGGAUUUGGCUCAAUUGAUUUACGAUUUGAAGUGUUCGAACCCGAAAGCACGCAUCAGUGUCAAACUCGUGUCGGAAGUUGGUGUUGGCGUUGUGGCAUCUGGCGUUGCAAAGGGCAAAGCUGAGCAUAUUACGAUUUCCGGACAUGAUGGCGGUACUGGAGCAAGUUCCUGGACUGGAAUCAAAAAUGCUGGAGGUCCAUGGGAAUUGGGAAUUGCUGAAACUCAUCAAGUACUUACUUUGAACAACUUGCGAUCACGUGUUGUCGUUCAAGCUGACGGACAAUUGAGAACUGGCUUCGAUGUUACGGUUGCCGCCAUGUUGGGUGCCGAUGAAUUUGGCUUCAGUACUGCACCGUUGAUCGUUAUGGGUUGCACCAUGAUGAGAAAGUGUCACUUGAACACAUGUCCCGUUGGCGUUGCCACACAAGAUCCCGUUUUGCGUGAGAAAUUCGCGGGAAAACCCGAACAUGUCAUCAAUUUCUUCUUCAUGUUGGCGGAAGAUAUCCGUAAAAACAUGGCAAAACUCGGAAUUCGUAAAUUCCAAGACUUGAUUGGUCGCACAGACUUGUUGCAAGUUAGAAAGGAUGCCGGCGUAAAAGCAAGCACACUUGACUUGAAAUUGCUUUUGCAAAAUGCUUUGGAAUUGCGUCCCAAUACUAAUAUUGUCGGUGGCUCCGUUCCUCAGAACUUUGAAUUGGAAAAACGCACGGACAUGGAAUUGAUUAAGAAAGCUGAUGGCGUUAUCAAUGGAAAUGAGAAGGAAGUCACUAUUGAUACCAUUGUUCAUAAUGAAAUGAGAGCAUUUACCUCAACUUUGAGUUAUGAAAUUGCCAAGAGAUACGGCGACUCCUUACCUGAUGGCAAAAAAAUCAACAUCAACUUGACCGGAUCCGCAGGUCAAAGUUUCUGCGCCUUCCUCGUCAAGGGAAUCACCGUCAAACUGUAUGGCGACUCUAACGAUUACGUCGGCAAAGGCUUAUCUGGCGGCACUGUCAUCAUCGCUCCGCCCAAAGAGAGCACCUUCGAGUCUCACUUGAACGUCAUCGUCGGCAACGUUUGUCUCUAUGGCGCCACCAGUGGCAAGGCAUUCUUCCGCGGUAUCGCUGCCGAACGUUUCUGCGUCCGCAACUCCGGAUGCACGGCAGUCGUUGAAGGCGUCGGAGAUCACGGAUGCGAAUACAUGACAGGCGGUUUGGUUGUCAUUCUCGGUUUGACCGGAAGAAAUUUCGCUGCCGGCAUGUCAGGCGGUAUCGCUUACGUUUAUGACGUCGACGGAUCGUUCCGCGGUAAGGUCAAUGCUGAAAUGGUCGAAUUGAUGCCAUUGGAUCAAGCAAGUGACCAAGAAACGGUGAAGCAGUUGUUGAACGAGAUGGUUGAACAUACGGGCUCGGUUGUGGCGCAAGAAAUUUUGGCUCAAUGGCCUGCAAUUUGCGACAAGUUUGUCAAGGUGUUCCCCUAUGAAUAUCAACGCGCCUUGAAGGCAAUGGAAGAAGAAAAAUUGGAAGCUGAAAUUAAGGAAGAAUUGAAGGCAAUUGAAAAUACCAUGCCGGAGAAGAACGAACCAAAAGUGCAGGAUAUCGAAGAAGCAAUUCAAGAUCUUGCGAUUGAGAAGAGAAAAGCGGAACGCAUUUUGGACAAAACACGCGGUUUCAUCAAAUACAAGCGCGAAACCACAAUGUAUCGCAAUGCUGCUGAGCGUCAAAAGGACUGGAACGAGGUUUACAACUUCCAGCAUGUGCGUAAAAAUUUGAAAACGCAAGCAGCUCGUUGCAUGGAAUGCGGUGUCCCCUUCUGUCAAUCCAACUCGCAUGGAUGUCCUCUUGGCAACAUCAUUCCCAAGUGGAACGACUUGGUCUUCCACGGUUCCUGGAAAGACGCUUUGCAUCAAUUGCUCCAAACAAACAAUUUCCCCGAAUUCACGGGACGUGUUUGCCCUGCCCCGUGUGAAGGCGCUUGCGUUUUGGGCAUUUCCGAGCCUCCAGUCACCAUCAAGAACAUCGAAUGUGCAAUUAUUGAUCAUGCCUUCGAGCAAGGAUGGAUCCAACCGAAAGUCAUUGAGAACCGCAGUGGACGUCGUGUUGCCAUUAUCGGCUCCGGACCCUCCGGAUUAGCUGCUGCAGCCCAAUUGAACGUCGCCGGUCACAAUGUUGUCGUGUUCGAACGCAACGAUCGCCCUGGCGGCCUCUUGCAAUAUGGCAUUCCAACGAUGAAGCUCUCGAAGGACGUCGUAAAACGUCGUAUUGACCUCAUGACAGCCGAAGGAAUUGAAUUCCGGUGCAACACGCAAGUCGGCAAAGAUGUCAAGUUGGCUGACUUGGCGAACGAAUAUGAUGCCGUCUUGAUUACCACUGGAUCAACUUGGCCACGUGACUUGAAUUUACCGAAUCGCGAUUUGGAUGGCAUUCAUUUUGCCAUGGAGUUCCUUGAGAAGCAGCAGAAGAAGCAGUUGGGCAAUAAAAUCCAACCGAUUUCGGCAGAGGGUAAAGAUGUGAUUAUCAUUGGUGGUGGUGACACCGGAUGCGAUUGUAUUGCAACGGCAUUGAGACAAGGCGCCAAAACCAUCACCACAUUCGAAAUUUUGCCGGAACCACCAGCGAAACGCGCAAAGGACAACCCAUGGCCACAAUGGCCCAAAGUUUUCCGUGUCGAUUACGGGCACGAGGAAGUUCGUGUCAAAUUUGGCAAGGAUCCGCGUCAGUAUUGCACAACGGUGAAAGAGUUCAUUGGGGAAGAUGGCAAAAUUAAGGGCGUCAAAACGGUGCAAGUUGAAUGGACUCAAAGCCCAACGGGACAGUGGUCAAUGAAGGAAGUUGCUGGAAGCGAACAACACUUUAAAGUUGACUUGAUUUUGCUUGCCAUGGGAUUCUUGGGACCUGAAAAGGCAUUACCCAAUGAAAUGAAUCUGGAAUUGGAUCCCCGUGGCAACAUCAAGACACCCAAUGGCGGCUACGGCACAAGCAAUCCCAAGAUUUUCGCCGCUGGUGACUGCCGUCGUGGACAAUCACUCGUUGUAUGGGCAAUCAGUGAGGGUCGCCAGGCAGCUCGUCAAGUUGACACUUACCUCACCGGACGUCAGAGCACAUUGCCGCGCGAAGGUGGUGUCAUCGAUAUCAGAAAACCUUAAGUAUCUUAAUCAUCUUACAACACAUCAUUACACAAAUCAUCGAAUUGUCUUAAAUUUUUUAUUUCACUAAAAAAAAAACAAAAAAUUGAAUUGAUUCUCAUAAAGAAAAAAAAAUAAUAAAAUACAAAAUAUAAUUAAAUAUACAGAAAUACGUCCUAUUAAAUUUAAAUAAAAUAAAAUAGUAUAAAAUAAUGUUAUUUUAUAAUGGAAUAAAAUUAUAUUUUAUGUUGUUUUAUUUAGAUUUUACACAAUCAAAAUGAAUUUCUGGCCAAAAUCGAAUGUUUAAUAUUAUAAAUAUUUUUUAGAUUAAUUUUAAAAGAUAAAAUUAACCAUUAAAUGUAAAAUUAUCAAGUAUCACACAAUUUCUAGUUU
This is a messenger RNA of Culicoides brevitarsis, 7202 nucleotides long. RefSeq lists its product as uncharacterized. Gene Ontology annotation, molecular function: FMN binding; glutamate synthase (NADH) activity; iron-sulfur cluster binding. NCBI's taxonomy places the organism in Eukaryota, Metazoa, Arthropoda, Insecta, Diptera, Ceratopogonidae. The record is from RefSeq and is a predicted model, not a curated record. The transcript is spliced from 12 exons. The coding region runs from base 594 to 6830 and encodes 2078 amino acids.